CCUGCCUGGAGGAGCAGCAUUCGGCAGCGCAGGCCGAGCUGCAGGGGAAGCAGGAGGAACUAAAAACUCUACAGAACAUCAUUAAGAAGCUGGAGCAGGAAGCAGAAGAGCAGAAGGCCCGCUGGACCGGCGAGCAGCUUCAACUGAAAAAACAGAACCAGAAGAUGCACUCUGAAAAUGAGCGGCUGGAAACCAGAGUGACAGAGCUGCAGUCCCAGCUCUUAAGUCAAGAGAAAGAAAUGGAGGAGCUCAUCCGGGGAGACCAAGAAAAGACAGAGCAAUUGCAACAUCUGAAAAUUGGAAACGACCAGCUUUGUCUCAGUUUAACUGAACAGAGGGAGCAGCAGAGGAAGCUGGAGCAGAUGGUGGAGGAGAUAAAGCUGAGAGAAGCCGCUGCUGUGAAGACCCAGGCAGACCUGAUGGAUGAGAACUUGGACCUGUCCCGGCGCCUAGGGGAGAACAAGCUCCUGUGUGACCAUCUGCAGGGGGAGAGAGCGCGCGUGGAAAGAGACAAUGACCACUUGAGGAAGGAGAACAGCAGGUUGAUGAGCUACAUGGGUCUGGACUUUGACUCUCUACCACACCAAGUGCCUGCCGCCCACCUGGAAGGCGCCGACCAGGAGCCGGGCCUCCUCUACGGAAACCCAUACUCAGGUGUCCAAGAAAGUUCUGCCUCUGGCCUGCUCUGCGCUGAGAGACCCCUGACCUGCCCAAUUUGUGACAGGGUCUUCCCUACCACAGAGAAGCAGAUCUUCGAAGACCACAUGUACUGCCACUCCCUGUAGCGUCCCGCUGUCCGGUGCCGCUGCAGCCACUCCACCCCUCUGUCCUCAGAAGUCCCAUGGUGGCAGUGCCCCUUUUUCCUCAGGACUCCAGGUGCUGACUGUCCCUCUCUCCCAAGUCAUCCUCUGCCAGCCAAGGUUGGGCCCGGGCGCAAGCGCUCCACCAGCACCUGAGAUUCCCUCCUUCUCCUCCUCCUGCUCCAGUGGAGCCAGGGAGUGGUGGGUGCCCAGCUGUAACCAGGGGCGCCCCCUUCACCUCCUCUCUCCUUCCCAGCCGAUAGGAGAUGCCUCGGCAGAGCGUCCUCUCUGCUCAGCUCUGCUCGCCGGGCUUCUGUGCACGGCCUGCCAGGGGUGUGCCUCUUGGCGCUUCCUUAGGAGCUGCUGGGAGUGUCGGGGUUUGCAUCCUUCGGAGCUGUUCAGCUGGAGCGGGGAUGCAGGAUGCUGGAACAACUGUUGUCAAUCUAACACUAAAAAUAAAUGCUCUUUCAGGGACUUA
This is a messenger RNA of Octodon degus (degu), 1278 nucleotides long. It is a transcript of the gene Calcoco2, whose product is annotated as calcium binding and coiled-coil domain 2. Lineage: Eukaryota; Metazoa; Chordata; Mammalia; Rodentia; Octodontidae. The record is from RefSeq and is a predicted model, not a curated record. Bases 165 to 785 code for a protein of 206 amino acids. The transcript has 9 exons.